Messenger RNA from Peromyscus eremicus (cactus mouse), 1151 nucleotides. RefSeq names its product replication termination factor 2 (gene Rtf2). Gene Ontology annotation, cellular component: nucleus. Gene Ontology annotation, biological process: mitotic DNA replication termination; site-specific DNA replication termination at RTS1 barrier. Lineage: Eukaryota; Metazoa; Chordata; Mammalia; Rodentia; Cricetidae. The transcript is spliced from 8 exons. Bases 102 to 1124 code for a protein of 340 amino acids. The record is from RefSeq and is a predicted model, not a curated record.
CAUGCGUCAUCAAGGAGCGCCGGAAGUGGCUAGGGUUUUGGCAGAGACCCCGGAAGCGGCGGCCUCCAGUUUUUGCUGCGGCUUCUGACUCCGGCUUUGGGAUGGGUUGCGACGGAGGAACGAUCCCCAAGAGGCACGAGCUGGUGAAGGGGCCGAAGAAGGUCGAGAAGGUUGACAAAGAUGCUGAACUGGUGGCCCAGUGGAACUACUGUACUCUAAGUCAGGAAAUCCUGAGGCGCCCAAUCGUUGCCUGUGAACUUGGCAGACUGUAUAACAAAGAUGCUGUCAUCGAGUUUCUGUUGGACAAAUCUGCUGAAAAGGCUCUGGGGAAGGCAGCCUCACACAUUCGAAGCAUCAAGAAUGUGACAGAACUCAGGCUUUCUGACAACCCUGCCUGGGAAGGAGAUAAAGGAAACACCAAGGGCGACAAGCAUGAUGAUCUCCAGCGAGCACGGUUCAUCUGCCCUGUGGUGGGCCUGGAGAUGAAUGGCCGGCACAGGUUUUGCUUCCUUCGAUGCUGCGGUUGUGUGUUUUCUGAACGCGCCUUGAAAGAGAUAAAAGCUGAAGUUUGCCACACGUGUGGGGCUGCCUUCCAGGAGGAUGACGUCAUUGUGCUCAAUGGCACCAAGGAGGACGUGGAGUUGCUGAAGAAGAGGAUGGAGGAAAGGCGGCUGCGGGCCAAGCUGGAGAAGAAAACAAAGAAACCGAAGACAGCCGAGUGCGUGUCAAAGGCAGGUGCCACAGAUGGUAAGAUGCCAAGAGAUUGGGGUGCAGGCUGUGUCCCGAGUCACCAGGGCCUUGCUCUGCUUUGGCUCGAGGUGUGUUUUGCUGACUCUGUGUCUUUUACAGACUCUGCAGGGCCAUCAAAAGUGAAGGCUGGCAAGCCGGAAGAAGCAGACCCUGAUCCCAGAGAGAAGAAAAGCACCUUGGUUUCCAAGGGCACAGCAGCUAACGGGAAUGCUUCUGGGAAAGCUGGGAAGCCGCCAUGUGGGGCCCUGAAGAGGUCCAUUGCAGACAGUGAGGAGUCUGAAACCUACAAGUCCAUCUUCACAAGCCACAGCUCUGCCAAGCGCUCCAAGGAGGAGUCUGCCCACUGGGUCACCCACACGUCCUACUGCUUCUGAAGCAGGGCCGCGUACGGCCCCUCCCCG